Molecule: messenger RNA, 309 nt
Organism: Nicrophorus vespilloides
Lineage: Eukaryota; Metazoa; Arthropoda; Insecta; Coleoptera; Silphidae
Exons: 4
Source: RefSeq, a predicted model, not a curated record
ACUUGCCUGAAGAUAGCCUCUAAGGAAAACGUGCGGCGGCUGACGGACAUCGAGAGGCCCAAGGUGGAGCCGAAGCCGCACACCAUUACCCACCACUUCUCUGUAAAUACCCCUCAUGGCCUUACGACGAUGACGCAGGACCCGGCGACGAGCGACGACAGUGGCAGAGCGUCGGAACGGCUGACGGGCUCCUCAGUGGCGCCGAGGGAUGCCGACAGCUCUCGGGAUCGGCUCAGCGAUGCGAGCAGCCGUUGCAGCUCUGGAAAAGGAUAUAUCUGUGAUAGCGAAGGCGACGACGAUAAGGACUGA